Cladocopium goreaui is the source of this 4053-nucleotide messenger RNA. Lineage: Eukaryota; Dinophyceae; Suessiales; Symbiodiniaceae. The record is from the annotation of a GenBank genome assembly.
AUGCACUACUUCCGAGGACUUUCUCUCGCAGGUUGGGGAGGACAGCUACUUCUGCUGGUUGCUGAGGUGAUGACAUUGGUUCAGUGCUUUUGCAACACGCCUGCCACGGAGCUCUUUGAACGAUGCCCAGAGGUGCUGCAGGUUGGGGAGUCCUGUCCACCCUCAUGCCCAGAGGGCUUGAAUGCCAAAGCCCGGGUGAGCUGCCAGGAUGGUCUACUCCUUGUGCCCAGUUGCCUUGAAAUCAACACGUCCACAACGAGUAGCACAACCAGCAGCGCCACCACAUCGAGCAGCUCUACAAGCACCACAACGGCCACUAGCACAGUAAGCACAUACACUGCAACAAGCAGCACCAGUACCAGCGAAACAGCAACAGCCAGAAGUACAAGCAUCAGCACCAGUAGCAGCAGUAGCAGCAGUAGCAGCUCCAGCAGCUCCAGUGCUGAGAUUGGUACUACCAAUCUCAGCAGCACAGCUAGCGAAGCUAGUGAAUCUGGCAACACUAGCAAUGCUACAAUGACAUUUACAUCAACAACUCAGUUCGACAUUGCUCCGACCACCAGGCUUGACCGUUGUGUCAUUGCCUCAAUGCUGUGGACGUCAUGCCCCAGGUACAUGCUACACAUGGAGCGCUGUGAUGCUAAAUGCGAAUCUCCGUUGACAUCAGUUGGUCACUUCACCUGUUUGGCUGGGCGAUUCUUUGGCAGCUCUGGCUGCCUGGAACCAUCGGAGGCCACCAAGUUGGCUUGGCGCGGGCUGCUGCUUGCAGGAGCCUUGCGCUUUGGCUUCAACAGCCUUCGACAAUGGAGUGAAGAUGAGCUCCUUGACAAUCUGAGGCGCGUGUUGGCCGUCUGCAUGGGCGUUUCCGGCCGCAGCAUUCGGCGGCUGAGAGCUGCCGAGCUCCUGUUGAAUAAUGAAACCGGCGAGGUUAUCAGCUCUGAAGUAGAGCUUGAGUUCGAGGUGUCCUUGGGAAGUGAGCUGCUGAAUGAGACGGAGGUCUCAGCUUCCAUUGUAGAUUUGGAAGACGCGUCGAGUCCUGUUUCCCUGCUCUUUCACAACAUGCUGAAGGGAUACUUCGACAUUCAAGUCACGUGGCUUCAGCUGGUCAUGCUGCCCAUGACCUAUUCCGGUAGCUUGCUGAACUUCACCGCCCCCAGUACCAGUGUUGCUUCUGCAGCAAUAGAUCACCAGGAUCCAGAUGGUACAGCUACCAGCGUGGUGUCAGGCCUGGUCCUGUCCAUGGCAGUGGUACCAGUUGUGGCUGCAUGGGUUCGCCUGGUCUUGGCCGAGCAAAAUGCCCGAGAAGACUUGGCAGGUGCCCCUGAGCUGCGAAAAAAUGGUCGCCCCAAGCGGAAAUCGAAGAGCCGCUCGCCGAUCUCGCCGGGCCAAGAUGGGAAUGACAAAGCUGGUGCCUGGGCACUGCGCAAUUUCACUGCUCCGCUAUGUUUUGGCUUCGCUUCAGUGGGAAAGGUGCAAUCGCAGUUGGCGUCGUUGGUGGAGGAUGCUACAAGGCUUGAAUCGCAGCUGCAUCGUCGAGCAAGACCAGGACAGAGCCUGGAGGAACUAAAGCCAGACAAAGGAAGUCUACCUGUCUUCCAAGAGUGGCUACAGACGGAGCUGCACGCGUUGGAAGAACGCUUGCGGGCUGGACUGGUAGAUGAUCUGCGACCUCUUUUGAGGCAGUGGACACCCCAACACCAUGCAGAUCUCAAUCAGGAGCUACCAGGACCCGCUAGGUUGCGUCAGUCUCCUCCAGCACCAGACUCUCCACCAGCGCGGUUGUUUGAGGAGGGAAAAGAAUCAGCAUUAGAUUUGCUGCCUGGCACCGUGAGAGAUGAAUCAUCAAAUCCAAGGACCAGGAAAAACCUGCAGUUUGCUGGAGACGAUGGUGAGGAUGUGGUGGCACGCAACAGACCUGCCGAGAUCCACGUAGGCCUUCCACCCACAACUGCCACAGCUGGUGGACAAAUGUGCCCAGUCGUGCCGGAGAAAGCGGGUGGCAUUCCCAGGUCGCCGCAGCAAAGAAAAACCGAGGUCAUUCCGCAGCCCUGGGAGACGCCGUUUGGGAAUCUCAGAGAGUUCGUUCGUGGAUUUUUUGUGGAGAACACCUGUUUCGGCUAUGUGAUUAUCUCCUUCAUCGCCUUGAACUCUUUGAUGAUGGGCAUCCAAGCAGACUGGAUGGUGACACACAUCGGUGAAGAAGCUCCGGUGGUUUUUGAUGUGCUCGAAUACAUCUUCGCAGUGGUUUUCACUUGGGAGCUACUGAUGCGGAUCUUUGUCUACAACAUCUCCUUUUUGAGGAUGCCAGAUUGGAAGUGGAAUAUCUUUGACUCCGUGGUAGUUUUCUUGCAAGUCUUUGACAUUAUCACGACCUUAGCCAUAGGUGGCAACAAUGGAGGCAAUCUGAACUUCAUGAGGUUGGUGCGGCUCAUGAGAUUGCUCCGAAUCUUGCGACUGAUGCGUGUCCUGAGAUUUGUACAGGAGCUUCGAUCAAUGGUGAUGUCCAUCGCAGCCUCUUUGAGGUCUCUGAUGUGGACCAUCAUUCUUCUUGCAUUCUUGAUGUACGGUGUUGGAGUAUGCCUGAUUCAGUUGAUUGCUGACAAGGGCUUGGAGGACCCUCGAAUCAUGGAGAACGCACCAGAGAUCAAACUAUACUAUGGCUCACUCGUUGAAGCUUUAGUCUCCUUAUUCGCGGGAAUCACAGGAGGAAUUGAUUGGAACGACUUGUUGGUACCUCUUGAGAGUCAGAUUGGUCCAUGGCUCGCUGCGGUCUUCGUCCUCUACAUUGCUUUCGCGGUGCUGGCCAUGAUGAAUGUAGUCACAGGAAUUUUCGUUGAGUCGGCUUUGCAAUCAACGCGAGCAGAUGAGGAAAAGGAGGUAAGACAGCAGCUUCAAGAGCUUUUCUCGAAUGUUGACGCUGGCCAUGACGGACUUGUUUGCUGGGAGGAGUUUGUUCAGCAUUUGGAGAAGCCGGACAUGAUGAGAUGCUUUGAAAGCUUGGGGUUCAACAUCAAUGAGGCCUACGGACUCUUCAAUUUGCUGGAUACAGAACAGUCUGGCAACAUCGAGUGCGAGGAGUUGUUGGAAGGUUGUCUGCGUUUGCGCGGCCCCGCCAACGCAAUCGAUGUGGCAACAUUGCAGUAUUCCUCCAAGCGUGUCUUCGAGUGGUGGAGAGGUAAGAUGCAUAUCAUGGAAGAACUCCUUCUGUGUAUCUUCGGAAUCCUUGACACCGUGCCUGGCAAAGAUGCAGAUGAGAGGGAACAUCUGAAAGCCAUGAUCGAAAAGGUCUGCGGCGCCUUGAAACUGCCGCGCUGUGAGCCAAAGGCUCCAGCGAAGCAGACGGUGCUCUCGGCGCAACCCACAGAUCCACCAGCCUUGUUGCCGCUGUCUGCUUUCUCCUUGCCAUGCAUGGCGAACAGAUCGCCUGAGGGUGGAUGGCGGCCUGUGGCACGACAGCGCGCGGCACAUGACCUGUGGAGACAUGCGGUUUUCAAGGGCAUCUUCCUACCUCUCUUGGCAGCCUUGCUCCUGCAACGAUUGCGGUUGCUUGCAAAUGCGGGCAGAAUUGACAAUCAGGGAAUGGUAGAAGCCAAUUCUUCCAUAAUCGUUCGUCCUGGUGAAGAUGCUCCAGGGAACUUCACGGCCCGAUUUCUGGGGAACCGACCUUUAGAGGCUUCUUCCGAACCAUUUCGUGUUGUAGAGCUGCAGGAGGACAAGAGGCCUUGGCACGUUCUCCGAGUCUUAGUUCCUCUUUCUCAGGAAGUGGCAGCCUGGUGGAAUAGCACGGAGGAUUUUAUGAUCAGGGUUUUUCCUUGUCAGCCUCCAUCAGAAGGCAACGACUCCCACACGGAGUGCAUGCACUUGGAGGUGAAGGCAGCGAAACCUUUUCACUACCAGGGUCGAAGUGUACAAGCGAUUCAGACAGAAAUCUUUCUUCCCAGGGGUACGAUUGUAAAGGACUGUCGCUUCGCUUGGGUACAGAUCGGCGCAUCACUGCCUGAGAUGGAUGCGACACUGAGAGCCCUUCAUCUCACCUGUCCAGUAAGACGCUGA